Penicillium riverlandense is the source of this 1128-nucleotide messenger RNA. RefSeq names its product CFEM domain-containing protein. The transcript has 7 exons. Lineage: Eukaryota; Fungi; Ascomycota; Eurotiomycetes; Eurotiales; Aspergillaceae. The coding region runs from base 1 to 1128 and encodes 375 amino acids. The record is from RefSeq and is a predicted model, not a curated record.
AUGAGAUUGAUCACGUUACUUGCAAUGGUGGCAUUCGCCAUCACUGUCGCGGCGACGAAUCUACAGGCUCUGGCGGAUGUUAUGCCUCCAUGUGCACUCAAGUGCAUGCUUUCGUCUGUUCAAGAAUCGGGUUGUCCACCAACUAAUCAGACAUGUAUCUGUACAAACCCGGUUUUAACAAGCACUAUGGAGGUCUGCGUGUCAGCUAAUUGUACCAUCAAGGAAUCUCUGAGUAAGAAAUUUCAAGAUUUUGGGUCUCUCGAGGGAUGCUGGGAGAAUGGCUUCGAGAUUGCCCUACUACGGCAGCCAGUUGGGGUGGGACGAUUUUGUGAUGACCCUGGCGGUGGUGCUGAUGAUUCCCCUUUCGGCGUUAUCCGUGGUCUUGGAACGAAUCAGAUCUACUAUUUCUCAGAGAUAUUAUAUAUUGCCAUACUCCCGCUCACGAAAAUCUCCAUUCUACUGUUUUACCUGAGGAUCUUCCCCAAAAGACGGUUCCGCAUUGCGACAUACAUCACCAUUGCAUACAACGUUGGCUAUCUCAUAACAUUCUUGCUACUCAGUACUUUACAGUGCACUCCAGUCGACGGAGCGUGGCUUCGUUGGGAUGGAUCCCAGGGAUUCAAAUGCAACAAUGAGAAUGCACAAGGCUGGGCAGCUGCCAUUUUUAACAUGGUUGGCGAUAUCGUUACCCUGAUCCUGCCCAUUUCAGAGCUUUGGGUCUUAAAUCUGUCCCUUCGGAAGAAGCUCAGUGUGAUGGCCAUGUUCCUUCUGGGUAUAUUCGUUACUUUGGUCAGUAUCCUCCGUUUGCGUUCCCUUAUUCAAUUUUCAAAUGCCCAGAAUAUCACAUGGGACUACGUUGACGUGGGUUAUUGGAGUACGAUUGAGGUAGACGUGGGUAUUAUCUGUGCUUGUCUGCCAGCAAUCCGGUCUCUACUGCGCUCCUGCUUCCCUGCCAUGUUCGGAGACACAAGACAGGAUACCUCAUCCAGAUUCUCCACGUCUCGUUCGAAAUCGACCGGGUCUCGACUCGAUGAAGUCACUUGGUCAAAGCCUGGAAACGAAUACAAUAAAAUGCCGCUCGUGGAUAUGAACAAUUCAAGUCAAGUUCGCUUGGCCAAUGGAUGGUGA